GCAAAAGUGUAUUUAUUGCUAUAAGCAAAAGUGUAUUUUUUGCUACUGUUGCACACAGAGAACUCUAGUUGAGAAUCAGUUUUGACUGCAAGAUAGCGUAAUAUUUGUUAUUACCACAAGAUGGCACUACAGUAUUUGGUGACACUUGUUUAACCACUUGGAGCUCAACAGGUUAUUCAUUUUAAUUGUUUCUAUCACAGAAGAGACACUCUGGUACCAGAUUCACAGAAUAUAGAUGUCUGUCCUUGCAAUGUGUGAAUCACCCUCAGGCACAGUAUUUUCUGUUCUCUUGCACCAAGAGGAGUGACUAGAUUUCCUAUAGCACAUUAACCUGGUAAUAUAAAUGUUUUGUCUUUCACUUUUCAGAAUUGGCAUUUAUAAGCCUGCUGCUGUCUCCAUCACUUCACCUUUAUCUGGCCUUAGAAACAAACAAUUUUAGGAGUUACAAAGGAUAGAAAUAUUAAGUAAUUACCAAAAAUAGGCUUAGUAGCAUGAUUGCCUUGAUUCACGUUUGAAUAGCUUGGUGAGUACCCUAUUAGUUAGUUGUUAAAGGCAUUGCUCAUCUAGCUUACUUACAUAAAAGCAAACAAAAUUAUGUUACUACUAUAUUAUGUCGUUGGUAUAAUCAUAUACAAAAUAGUAUAUGACAUUAUACAAUACAGUAUACAAUAGAUACUAUUAUAGUAGUAUAGUAUAACAUUUACAAUAUACCAUAUUGUAUGUAUUAUGUAGUAUGUUAUAUAAUAAUUGCACAGAAUUUUAAUAUACAGUAUAAACUGCAUAUAAUAAGUAUAAUUAUGUAUGUUAUACCUGUAAUGCUGUGUUCUAUAGGUACCACUCUUUUGGCUCCCUCUCCUAUACCCUCUUAUGUCCUAAAAUGCCCAUCUCUUAAAGUCUGAAUCCUAUAUACCUGUACACUGCUUGGGUCAGGGACAAUUUCUACUGUAUGUUUGUACAGCCCAAUGGUGGCCUGAGCACUUAUGGAGGUCUCUACAUUCUGUUGUCAUACGAACAAUAAAUAAUAACAACAAAUCAAAGAUUAACUCUUGAGUGGAUACCUAGAAUGCUGUGCAAUUAAUUUGAAUACUCUUCACCUGGGUCACCAUGGAAAAAGCCAAAGUACAGUUUACUGGAGUUUAGCAUUUAAAUAAAUACUAGAAAGAUUCCAAUUAUGCCAAUUGGCCUCUCGUUUAAACCUCUAUUUUAAUUAUUGAACAGCUCUGAAAAUUAAAUAACUGAACUUUAAGACUACUCAGUAACUAAACAACAGAUUGUCCUCACAACACACACUUGCUCCCUACAUUUCUUCACAUAGAGUAGUCGCGUUGAAGUGAAAGAUGCCUGGAAACAUCAUUGUACAGUGAAGCUAUGAAUUAGAAUGAACCGCUGGAUUAUAUUGCUGGCUAUUGUAGUCAACACACAGGAAACACGAAAACAGGACGUCUGUUCCCAAGGGCAUCCUGGAAUCCCUGGGAACCCUGGACACAAUGGUGUACCUGGACGUGAUGGGCGAGAUGGAUCAAAGGGAGACAAAGGAGACACAGGUGAAGUAGGACUUCCUGGGUUCCCAGGGAAGGAUGGCACAAAUGGAGAAAAAGGAGAACGAGGAACUGAUGGCAGAGUUGAAGAGAAGGGGAACAAAGGAGAUAAAGGAGAGAGAGGAAGACCUGGAAAACUGGGACCAAAGGGAAUUGUAGGACCUGUGGGUGACAAAGGUCAAAAAGGAGAAAUAGGGCUGCAGGGACAAAAGGGGAUAAAAGGUGAAAUUGGUCCCAUGGGUUCAAAAGGGAUGAAGGGUGAAAUUGGGAAUCCAGGUGAAAUUGGUCUGCCAGGCCCUGUUGGUCCUAUUGGUAAUCCAGGUCCUGAAGGAACUGUUGGAGGUCCAGGACCAAAGGGGAAUCCAGGAGUUCAGGGGGAAAAGGGCUGGAAAGGUGAUAGAGGAGAUAAAGGAAACACAGGUGACACCCCAGUGGUACCAAGAAGUGCUUUCAGUGUAGGCCUUACAGCUGAAACUAAGUUUCCUCCAGUCAAUCGUCCAAUCAAGUUUGAUAAAGUGUUGUAUAAUGGUCUAAACCAUUAUGAUCCUGCUACUGGAAAAUUCACCUGCAAUGUUUCUGGGGUUUAUUAUUUUACCUACCACAUUACUGUUUACUCAAGGAAUGUAAGAGUAGCUCUAGUUAAAAAUGGGAUCAAGAUGCUGCACACGGUGGACAAAUAUCAGGGUGCUGAGGAUCAGGCUUCAGGAGGUGCUAUCCUGGAACUGCAAGUGGGAGAUCAAGUAUGGUUGCAGGCCCAUGGAGGAGAGGUUUUUAAUGGAUUGUUAGCAGACCAGGAUGACGAUACAACUUUUACUGGGUUUUUGUUGUUCAGUAACUCUGAGACACUAGACCCAGUCUAAUGUAAAUCAACAUUUUAUUAUGCUGGCACUUGCAUAUAUUGUUGGGAAAUUCCCACCAACCUGAAUUUCAAAGUGUAUCUUAGGCAACAAACAAGCAAAACUUUUAACUGUUUU
Messenger RNA from Gavialis gangeticus (Gharial), 2512 nucleotides. RefSeq names its product complement C1q and tumor necrosis factor-related protein 9A-like. The record is from RefSeq and is a predicted model, not a curated record. The transcript is spliced from 4 exons. Gene Ontology annotation, molecular function: protein binding. Lineage: Eukaryota; Metazoa; Chordata; Crocodylia; Gavialidae. The coding region runs from base 1379 to 2398 and encodes 339 amino acids.